Molecule: messenger RNA, 2543 nt
Organism: Triplophysa rosa
Lineage: Eukaryota; Metazoa; Chordata; Actinopteri; Cypriniformes; Nemacheilidae
Product: neuropeptide FF receptor 2
Exons: 2
Coding region: 777-2066 (429 amino acids)
Biological process (GO): neuropeptide signaling pathway
Cellular component (GO): membrane
Molecular function (GO): peptide binding; G protein-coupled receptor activity
Source: RefSeq, a predicted model, not a curated record
UGAGAUCAACUUAUCAUUAUGUCAAUGUAAUUUUAUUUAUCAUGUUCGUUAGCAUAAUUAUAAUAAUUUUACAACAACAAGGAAAUAAUAGAUCAAUUCUACUUCCGAGUCAUGGGUUCGAGUCCCAGAAAUGCACUGAUACAAUUAUAAAGCAUAAAUGCAAUAUAGCCUACACUUUGCAUAAACGUACGCUUUGACGUAAUAUCAGCCUAGCCUAGCAUUAAUCACGACCGUGCUUACGUUUCAUAAAUUAUCACAUAGUAUUGAACAUAACAUUUACAUGUUUGUCUACCUGAUUAAUCAAAUAUAUCAACCCACACUCCGAACACACAGUUGUACAGUUUCAGCCAAACCUUUCCAUCCUUUCUCGGUUCAUUUCGCGCCUUUCUCGCCAUAUCCGCUUGUUUAAUUACAGUGAUCAACACCUCAAGGAGCGAUGAGGUGAAUAUAUCGCGCAUCGCGGGGGCGCGCGUCACUUAUGCCGGCAGAAACCGAGCCGCGCAUCCUUAAGACUCGCCGCAGCCGCUCAUUUCCUCACAUCAGCGUCAGAUGAGGGAGCAAACACAUUUCUCUUCUCAGGGAGCACCUACUACAAACAGCAUAUCUGGCAACCUGUUGCGUCCACGUGCUUAAAUCCUGGUUUCCGGUUCUUUGCCCUUUCUGGCUGAGAUGAUGUCUUGAGCAUAACAAGUGAACUCUGGGAUGUUUGGAUUCAGACGUCUGUCUAUGAAAACGUCACAUAUAUUUUCCAAGCCUAUAAGAGCCACGCAAGGAAUAUGAAUUUCACCUCAGGCUUCCAGAAAAAAGACCUGCAGCUCCCGAACGGUAUUUUGACUCUGAAUGGCUCUUUCCAUGGAGCCGAGGACUUCGCGGGUGACGUUGUCCUGCGCCAGAAUGGAGAACUGGAGAGACUUCUGCUGCUAACAAUCAAGGAGCCCACUACUAUCGCACUCACCGUAAUGUAUUCGCUAGCGUUCGUGGUGGGCUUCAUCGGAAAUCUCAUGGCCAUUCGAAUGCUCACCUGCCAGAGGAGUAAUAGGAUGCAGAGCAUCAGUGCCACCCGGAGUUUACUCAUCAACCUGGCAGUGUGCGACCUGAUGGUGGUUUGCAUCUGCAUGCCUAUCACGCUCGGCCACACCAUUUACACCGCGUGGGUGUACGGAGACCUCCUGUGUAGAGCUGUCCCGUUCAUCCAGGCCGUGUCUGUUUCAGCCAGCGUUUUGAGUCUGACCGUCAUUAGUGUUAACAGAUACUACAGCGUUCACAGCCCGCUGACUUCCCUCUCCUACUUCACGCAGAAGAAGAUCUACAUCACCAUCGUGUGCGUGUGGGUCCUGUCCUCUGCGAUCUGUGUGCCUCUGCUCUUCAUGAUCAAGCUGGAUGAGAUCCACCUGAUCGACAUCACCGUGCCCAUCUGCAGGGAGCUGUGGCCCCAGGCGAGACUCAAACAGUUGUACAACGUCCUCCUUUUUGUCGCUCUCUACUGCAUACCUGUGACCUUCAACCUGAUCAUCAGCUUCCUGACCGGCAGGAAGCUCUGGAGGGCUUCUCAACAUUUCGCCGACUUUGAUCCUCACAGCCAGGCCAUGUACGCCUCGCGUCUGAAGAUGCGCAAGAAGAUCGCCAAGGUGGUGGUCACUUUGGUCCUCCUGUUCGCCGUCUCCUGGCUCCCUCUGUAUGUUGCGGAUAUCCUUAUCGACCGGGAGGUUCAUCCGCCUCACUGGGUUUUGCAGGCUCGCCCUUUUGCCCAGUGGUUGGGCCUCACUAAUUCCAGCCUCAAUCCCAUCUGCUAUUGCUUUUUGGGUGAUCUGUACCGUUCUGCCAGAGCAGUCAGGUCGAAGUAUCAUCAGAGGAUGCUCUCCGUCCUCAGAUCCUCCAGCUCUUUUAAACUGUCCAGUUUGCUGUCGAUCAAAAGCCAGCAAUCUGGCCGGCGCCAAGGUGCCGUGAGCCAGAUAUCGGUGGAGACUCUGUCCGACUGGUGUUCCAAUAACAGCCAGAUGGUGUCUCUUCAAAGUCUCUCAGAGAGGACAGUGUAUAAAAGCAAUACUGAAUUGUCUAAAUUAUAGUUUGGACGCUUAUCACUUGAGGCGAUGCAGGACGCACUUAAGUGUUGUUCAUUCGCAUUUAGUGCUGUGAAAUACAGUAGCAUGCAAAGUUGCGCCACUUGGCGUACCGAGAAAAAUAGCAAAGUGCUUUUUGUUUGUGUAAUAAACUGUGCACAGUGACACUGCUUCUUCAUUUGCAUUGUGCCAAAAUAAAAGACGGAAAAGGUUUGAUGUAAAAUGGAUGUAAAGGGAACUCUUUUGUGUAGACAUAACUGACCCUGAUUGUACAUAAAUGCUCAAUUACUCGCCAACAAAAGCAGGACAGAUGUAUUUUGACUGAUAAAUGUAUUUUCUGUAUAGUGCAUGUACAUCUGCAUAUGUGUUCAGGUUAAACAGACUAAGAAUGCACGAAUGAUGGUCAGAAUAAAAGGACCUAAUGUCUUGUGAAGACUUCAUUCAUAGCAAUCCUGUUUAAUGCACCGAACUUCAUCGUGACUC